Molecule: messenger RNA, 12068 nt
Organism: Macrobrachium nipponense
Lineage: Eukaryota; Metazoa; Arthropoda; Malacostraca; Decapoda; Palaemonidae
Exons: 14
Coding region: 126-11240 (3704 amino acids)
Source: RefSeq, a predicted model, not a curated record
CGUCGUCUCGCGUCGACCAUCCUUGAGAAGAACAAGCGACCAUUUUGGGUAAGACAAGCUUCACUCGUAUUCGUUAAUUUCGUGCUGUAAAAUGCGAUCUAUGUAAUUUCUUUAGGCUCAUUAUUAUGCCGCCCAUUUACACGAAACAGUUCGUCACCUAUUUCGUCGACAGCGGGCAGAGGAGGGAUAAGAUUGUGAUCGUGGGGUCGCCCAUGUCCCACUCGGAAGCUGAGGAGCGCCGGAAAGCCGUACGCUUACUUCUUGCUACUGCAGAGUUGGUGAAAUUGCCAGCCCAGGACUUGGUAUACAGAAAUUUAGUGAUUGUUGCUUUCCCAACUGGUGACCAGUCAUUAUUCUUGUGUAGAGGUGUUAUAACUGAUAUUCAGCCUUGGACAGAAACUGUACAAGUGCAAGUUCUACUUGUUGAUGAAUGCCAAAAAGACAUCAUUGUCUCUCCUGAUUGGAUAUUUGCUUGCCCCCAGUUUUUGAGUGUUUAUCCCACUGUUAUUCAGCAGUAUAUUUUAGCUGAUAUUUUACCUGCAAAAAAGGAAUGGCCGCCAGGUGUAAUAUCUUAUUUACGGUCAAAGCUAGUUAAAAAGUUUGUCCCUGUUAUACGUGACAUAGAAGAUGAUAAGUUUGGUUAUAUCAGUCCUCUUGAACCAGAUGGAUUCGGGCUGCCAAUUGUAUGUCGACUUAUAAAUGAAAGUUGGGCUCUGCCAGCUGUAAGUUUCCCAGGAUUGAUUACUGGAGUAUUGGAGGAAUUGCAAAUAGAAUAUCCAAAGCUUGCAACUCUCUUCUUGCCUUUCAGAAAGGAAUUAACAUUGUCAGACCACUUCAUUAAGACUGCCACAUACAAAACCAUGCAGCUUCCAACAAAUUCCUACGAAGAGUGCCAAAUCAGCCACUGUACGGUUGGUCCCUGGAAGUUUUACCUACAGUUCAAACAACAAAUAGAAAGUUAUAGGAAGUUACAGGGAAAACUCAGGCUUUAUUUUGACUCUGGAAAACUGGGCCAGGUUUCACUGAAAAUAGGGAGUUCUGUGCUGUGUUAUAUCAGAAACCUGAAGGAAGAGGAAUACCAGAGAGGAUUGGUGACAGGGGAGGUUUCUAACAAUGAAAUUCCUGUUUAUUUGGUUGACAAAGGAGCUACUCUGAAGUUGAGGAAAGACUUGCUCUGGGAAUUACCUGUAGAACUUCUAGAUACUCCCAUUUGUAUGAUUAAAUGUUGUUUAGAUGGACUGCCUGAAGUUGUUGACCCUGAAGUAUCAAAUGCAUUUGGAGAAGUUAUUCAGGUGCACUCUUUGAAGUGCAAGGUUGUCAAAAUGGAUGAGGGGAAGUUAAUUAAAGUGUCGAUGCUAGCAAGUGGCUGUGAUGUACUGAAGAUGAUAACACCAAGUUUCAAGAGAUCACAACUUGUCACAAGUUGCAAAGUUUUCAUCUCCUAUGUGUGCAAGAGUGACAAUGUAAUUUAUGUCCACUUGAGUAGGGAGUCGCCUAAGUUAGAAGACUUGCAGAGGAAACUACAAGAGGUGGGUAACUCUGCCCUGGUUAUGGAGGAACCAGAAGUUAACAUGACUUGUUUGGCACGAUACGAUGACGGGUAUUGGUAUCGAGGGAUGGUUUUGGAAACAGGAGCUUACUAUAAGGUUAAGUACGUGGAUUAUGGGAAUAGUGGACGAGUUUCCCAUGGAAACGUAAGAGAACUUAGCCUAGAACUGAUUGGUAAACUACCUGCUCAAGCUAUACCUUGCAUCCUCAGUGAAGUUCCCAUGAAAGGUGUCACUUCAGCACUUGUGGAAGAGUUUUUUGGGCCAAUUGGAGAGAGUGAAAUAUAUGUAAAAAUUAUCGGCCUUAAAAAGCACAAACUGGAAAGUGCAUCUCAAGAGGUUGCUGUUGUAGAGAUGAUAUCCGAGAAGGGUUUGUCAUUGAACAGGUAUUUGGAAGAGAAAUUAAACAAAAGAGUAGUAGAUAAUAUCAGUUCAGCUUCAUCGUACACCAGUCAUGUUAUCCGAGAGGUUACAGCCAAAAGUGAUAACCCCAAGUCUUUACCAGAAUUUAAUCAAGGAAUGCAGACUGAAAAUCAGGUUAGUUCUGGGUCUUCCAACUAUUUAAGCCACAAUGUUGACAAAGUGUUUAUGGCCCAGGACAAUACAUCUCCCCAAGUCAACCAGUCUGGUGUGAAUAAGCUGCCAGUAGUGGAAGUAAAGCCUGGCACUUAUGGUCAAGUUCGGCUGUCCUGUGUUGGCAGAGCGUGCUUCUUUGUAACGCUCCAGGAGAAAGAGACGGUUAUCCAGGCUAUGAGAGAGAUUUUGAGGGAGAAAUGUCAAGGAGCUUCAGCAAACGACAUAGAAGGGUUAAAUGUUGGGUGGUUGGUGGCUUCCUUUGAUGAUAGUGAUCGUUUGUGGCAUCGAGGCUUGGUCACAGGAUGUCUUGGCAUAUUGGUUGAGCUGACUUUGAUUGACUCUGGUAAAGACUUAGUUGUGGAAAAACUUUCGCUUCAGAAAUUGCCUGAUAUCCCUUUAGUGUUAUCAACUCCUGCCCAGGCAAUAAAGUGCACGCUUUUAGAUGGCAGGUUGAACCCUGGUCGUAUUGAGCACAUGAAGAAAGAAGUCGGAAUGGGUUUUCUGGCACACUUUUGUAAAGAAGAUGGUGGGCUUUGGGAGGUGAAAUUAUAUUCAGAGAAAGUUGUUGGUGAUGGAGAAAAACGAGGUACUGAAAAUUCAUCACUGAAGCUCGAAACUGAGAGAUCAGGAAAUACAUUUUCAAAAGAGGAAGCAUCAAAAUGUUGCAAAGAAGAAACAUCUGAACGCAAUGCUUCAGUUUGCUCAUUUCUCCAAGAACUGACUAGGAGUUCUGAAAUUGAUCCAGGCACUAGUGCAGAGAAAUCUGACAGAAAACCAGAGGAGACGAAGUGGGAGUCUCUAAGUAGGCAAUGUAAAUCUGCAUCUGGACCUAUUAGAAAUAAAAGUCAUCGGUACCAUGCAGCCUCUGCUAGCGAGAGGUGGAGAGAUGGCUCUAAUGAUAAUAGAACUUACAACAGUCAGUGGAGGGAGACAAAGACCUCUAGCACAUCAAGUACACAGAGUGAGGAGACUUCAUUUGUGAAGCCUGUGAGAAACCGGGAGUUUGGACUCUUUAGAAGCAGAAAACAAAGUGCAACCCAGGAUACACCACUGAAAACCAAGAGUUCUCAUGCUACCGUGCAAAAUGUAGUUGAAAAUGUAUAUAAGCAUCCCAGCAGAUCCUUUGGAGAAGUGAAAAACCAAGAAAAGAAGUUCAGUUGGAAACCUGCAAAGGAAAUGGUAAGCGUUAAAAAUUGUAACAAAGCUGAAGAUGACAGUUUCAUGGGAAAAGCUCUCCCCAGUGAUGACAGUUUCAUGGAAAAACCUCUCCCUAGUGAUGAUAAUUGGUCUGAUAACCAAAACUCACUAAAUGGUUAUUUCAAGAAGAUUCCCAGUAUUCCUCCAGCACAAGUCAUGUGUGAUAAUGUGUUUGAUGCUGUUAUUACUAGUAUUGAAGAUGAUGGAUCCUUUUGGAUCCAAAGCUCUCAACAAAUUCCUUCUCUUGACAAAUUGAUGCAAGCUAUAAAUGAAUCCGACACGGAUUUGCUUAAAGUGAUGAAUGCCACUCCAGAAAUUGGUAGACCUUGUUUGUGUGUGUAUGCCGAAGACGAAAGGUAUUACAGAGCUGUUGUGAAAGAGUUUCACAAUACAGAUUGCGCUAUAGUUCAUUAUGUAGAUUAUGGCAAUAGCAGUGAAGUAAAAGUGUGUGACAUACGUUUGAUUCCAACUAGAUUUCUGGAUCUACCGUGUCAAGCAAUCCAUUGUUAUUUCAGUAAAAUCUUGAGAGAAAAGUCCUUAGAUGUGCUUCAUCAAAAGCUUGAAGAAAUUUUGUCUGAAGAGUUGAAAGUUUCCCUGACUAAAGAGUUGCAAGAUGAAGACUUUUUUGUUAUGAAGAGCCUUACUGUAAAGGAUGUAGAUAUAUUGUCCAAAAUUCAAAAAGAACAAAUGCAUCUAGAAACUUUAUCAAGUGGGAAUAUACCACAAGUAAACCAGAUCAAUGAGAAUUGUGAUGUCUGUCAUAUUCCAUAUUUAAAGAUAAAUUAUGUGUCUGAAAUUACAGCUUAUAUAUGUCAUGUUGAUACUGAUGGAAUAUUUUGGGUACAGUUGACUGCUAAUACAGCAGUUCUUGAAGAAGUAAUGGAAAAAUUGAAUGACAUUGGAAGCCCCUGUAAAAGAACUCUCUCUCGUACUGUACCUGGAGUGCCAUGUUUAUGUCAGUUUGCAGAAGAUGGAAGGUUUUAUAGAGCAGAAAUAAAGGAGGUCUUACCCACAAAAGACACUGCUUUGGUGCAGUAUGUUGAUUAUGGCAAUGUCGACCAUGUACAAAUUGAGAACUUGGCUCUCCUGCCAGAAGAGUUUACUGCUAUCCCCAGGCAAGCCAUAUGCUGUAGCUUCAGGAAGGACAUAAGGAACAAGUGGUCUCAGAAUACCCAAACUCACCUAGAGGCUUUUGUAGAACAAGAGUGCACAUUGAUGUUAGUUGAGGGAACAGAAAAUGAGAAGGAAAAUGUGAUUGUCAGAUUAGCCAUUGGUGGAGUUGAUAUUUUGUCUCAUAUUGCCUCUGAAUUAGAAAUUGACGUUAGUGUACGGUCAGAGAUGGCUGAAAGUGUACUGUCAGAAACAGCUGAAGUUAAUGUCAACAUUCUCGAGUCUUCUGUUCCUUUCUUAUCAUUGACAUACGACAGUGAAAUUACUGCUUAUGUAUCUCAUGUUGAUAAUGAUUCUCUCUGGAUUCAACUUUCUGAUAAGUCCACAGAUUUAGAGGAGAUGGAGGAAAAAUUGAACGAUUGUGCAUUAUCACCACUAACACAUGCUCCUGAAAUUAAUUGUUUGUACGCUUGUCGCUCUGCUGAUGAUGGAAGGCUUUACAGGGCCGUUGUUAGGGAAGUUGGUGAUGAAGUUGGUGUUACUGUUCACUACGUUGAUCAUGGUAAUAAUAGCCAUGCAGAGGUGGAACAUUUGUUUCCCUUGUCCAGUGCCUUCCUCGCCUUACCAAGGCAAGCUAUACAGUGUCACUUGAGCAAGAAAAAGGAAGCUUCUAGGCCAAUGACAAUACAAUCCUUAGAUGAACUGUUAAAUCAAGAGGUGGUUCUGUCACUGAAAGAGAACUAUGAAGAUGACAACAGAAAUAUUUUGUUAAGUUGCACAUUAGAUGGAAAAGAAAUUUUUUUAGAACAAAAACAGUCUUUGCAUGUUGAAAGUAAUGAAAAAGGUGAAAAAUUGAGUGACUAUGAAGCUGGAUUUGAAAACAAAAUUGAUUCUGUCAAACCUGCAGUGUGUCCAGUUGAUGAUGCUACAUUGGCAUGUCCAUCUUGGUUACCAAUUAGAUUUAAUGAAACAUUUAAAGCAUAUGUUUGUCAUGUAGAACAUGAUUCAAUUUGGAUUCAGUAUGCUGAUAAACUUGAAGAUUUAGAGGCGGAGAUGAAAAAAUUGAAUGAAAGUCCACCUUUAACUUUACAUACACGCCCUGUUCUUGAAAGUGUGUGUGUCUCGCAAUAUAGUAUUGAUGGAAUGUAUUACAGAUGCAUAGUACAGGAGAUAGACGAUGAUAUGUCAAUUGCUGUGGUACAUUUUAUAGAUUAUGGUAAUCGUGAGCAAGUGCCCAUAACAGAUCUUUAUGAGAUUCCCGAUUGUUAUCGAAGUUUGCCCAGACAGGCAGUACAGUGCUAUUUCAAAAAGGAGAUGAAGCAAGGUGAUGCACAGUCAUUACUGAAUCAAGUUUUGGAAGUUUCUGUACAUGAGGAGGUUAAAGAUGAUAAAAAUAUUAUUGUUCUUGAUGAUGUUUGUGGCUGCAAUGGUGUGAGUGUGCUCUCUGAUUUCCUUGAAGUGAUUCCCGGAGUUAAUCAGGAAAAGGGAUUUGAAGAACCAGAUGGGAUUUUAGAACGGGCCAAACAGGAAUUAAAAGAACCUAAUGGUAUUGAUGAUGAAAUUGUAAAGACUUCCAGAAACACUUGUGAGUCACAAGAGUAUAUUGAUGAGCAAUGCACAGCAUCAGUCGUGACUCAGAGGUCAUCAGCAAGUGAUGUUCCAGAUGUUACAGAAAUUGAACCAGAACCUACCAUGGUUGAAAGCAACAUUCUUGGAAAGUUUCCUGUUCAUCAGAAAGAGAAGAGUGGCUUAUGCAGUGCACCUGGCUUGGAAGUCUUCGAUCUUGAGAGUAACAGAACAGCAAGAUCAGUAGUGAAACCAGAAACUGAUAUUUUUAGUGAUGAAGACUCUGAGAAAUGCUUAGUUACAGUAAACCAAGAUGAAAGCCCAUUGAUACCAGGGUUGGAAUGUGCAAAUGCCAUACAAGAUAUGGAGGGAGAUGAUUGUCAUAUUGGAACAGAAUUGUCUGCUGCUUUUGAUCAAGUUCCUGUUCAGCAUUUUGCCUUGAAGGACAUGGAAACUGUUUAUGUAGGUGACAAAUUUGAUGUGUCUAGUUCAUGUAAUGAGGUAAUGACUACACCCAGCAAUGUAGAAAGGUAUGGAAAGCGUUUCAAAGCUGUUAUCUGUCAUAUUGAAAAUAAUGGCAGUUUGUGGUUGCAGCCUUUGGAUGAGUUACCAACCCUCCAUGAUAUGAUGACUAAAUUAAAUGAAUUGGCAGAGAGCUCUCUGGAGGCUUUCACUGACGGGUCUGUCGAUGUUGGAGUUGUGUGUGUCUGUACAUAUACCACAGACAGGAGGUUGUAUAGGGCUCAUGUGAAAAAGCUGAUAGAUGAUGAAAAUUUUGUUGUAGUCCAUUUCUUAGAUUAUGGAUAUGAAGAGUAUGUAAAAAUGGAAGAAUUGCGGAAAUUACCAGAGUGUUUUAAAAAUAUUCCAGCACAAGCUGUUCAUUGUUAUUUCAGCAAACUUAUCAGAGAAAACUGGUCAGAGUAUCAUAACCAACUGAUUAUAGAUAUAAAGAGUGAAGUGUGUCUUUGUCUUUUGUCAGAUGAGGAAGGUGAUGGUAAUCUUAUUGUACAAGAACUCCAUAGUGAGGAAAGAGAUAUUUUAAGAAUGAUGAGCUUGAGCUUGGAUAGAAAUGCUAGCCUCGAAGUGCCAGAGAGAAAUGCUAGCCUCGAAGUGCCAUGUUUAGACCCACUUAAAGUUGACAUGACAAAUAGUGCUGUGGAAGAAAUGCAAGCAGAGGAGAAAACUGAUUCAAAUAUAGCCAUAGAAUUACCCAGUGAUAGUAUCUCUAUUUUGCCUACCUACUCUGAGGAUGAUUUUCAUACCAGUAGCAUAAUAAAGGUUGAAGGUACUUCCAUUGAUGUUAGUUUAGGUAAUCUUGCAUACCAAGAUGAGGAAACUGCAGCUGUUGCUGAACCUGGUAUCUCAGAAGUAACAUGUAGAACGUUGGUCCUUUUACCUCAAAAUUGCAUUGAAUAUGACGUAACCUUUGAUGCAGUUGUUAGCCAUAUUGAGAGUAAUGGUUCAUUGUGGCUGCAAGCUAGCACUCACCUGCCUGCUCUCAAUAGCAUAAUGAAAAUGCUGAAUGAAUUAGAUAUCCAUACUUUAGAACCCAUAGAACAUGCUUUUAUAGGAAGUGUGUGUUUGUGCCCAUACACAGAAGAUGGAAGGUUAUAUAGGGUUGUCAUAAGAGAGUUACUUGAUGGUGAUUGUCCUGUUAGGGUUCAUUAUGUUGAUUAUGGAAAUGAAGACUUCGUGAAGAGGGAUAGUCUUUGGAAGAUUCCAGAGGACAUAAGUCAGUCGGUCUUUCACCUACCCAUGCAGGCUAUUCAUUGUUACCCCAGCAAAAAUAUUGGAGAAUAUUGUCAGUUGGGCAUAGAAGAUGAGGUGAAAGUGUCACUGUCACUCUCUGACGAUGGUAUUAAUGUUUUAGAUAAAGUAAUCGUUCAAGACUUGGAUGAUUUAUCAAAGGGAGUGGGAUCACUAGAAAACCAAGACUGUCAAGGCAUUGCUGAGAUUCCAAGUAGUAACGGUGAUGGAUUGCAACAUUUGGUGUCCUUGGAUUCAGGAGGAACAGGUGUCCAGGAAAAUGCUGUUGAAGUUUCACUGUAUCAACAGCACCAAAGUUUUAUUAAUGAUUGUGAUGCAGAUGAGACUGAAAGAGACACUGAAAUUGUAAAAGACACCAUUGAAAUAAAGCCUUCUGAAGGAAGUGAAGUUCAUGAAAAUUUAAUUGAGUUUUCAAGUAAUAACCCCAGAGAGGAUGAUGAAAAUUUGAUAGAGUUUCCAAGUAGUAACCCCACAGAGGAUAAUUGUAUAUCAGAUAUAUUAGCGAGCCAGAUUUUUGCCAUGGAACCUAGUUCAGUCUCGGAAGAGAAUGAUAGUUGUAUAAAUGAACAUUUCGUCAUAGACAGGGAACAUACAGAUACAAACUUCCAGGAAGCCUUAAGUGAACUAGGUGUGCAAUCACCCUUAUCAGGAGAUGGCCUUUCAAAAAUCAUAGCAACCAAAAACACUGAAUAUGCACUAGUUGAUUUCAGGGAAAUUCCAGCUGAGAACUCUAGUGGGGAAACAAAACACGUAGAGGAAGUAUCUGGAAGAAAGGAUUACUAUAUCAAUGAAGAGAAUGAGGCUCUAAAGGGAAGAUCUGUGAAAAAUGAAGACUGUAUAUUUUUCCCAACAGUUCCUUUUGAAGACCCAUUGUUGCUUGAAAAGCGUGAACAGUUUGAGCAUAGUUGUAAUGAAAAAAGUUUUGAUUUGAAUCUUGACUUGCAAAAUUAUGCCAAUAAUCAAGGGCAAGAACAUCAGUUACUUUUAGAUAGUGAAGAGAAACCCGAUGAUUUUAAGAUAGAUAGGUUAUGUACUUCUCUUGAUAAGUGCAUGGAAGUUACUGAAUUCAAGUGUAGUUAUACUGACAAACCUAAUGUAGAGGAGAGCCUUAAUGAGUCCUAUCCAGAUGAACAAUAUCUUGUUGAAUUCCAGGCAGUUGCAGAGUCAUUUGACUUUAGCCAUCAGUCUCUGAAACUUGACUACGAUCAUUGUAAACAGGGAACACCUCCCACAAAUCCAGCAGAGCUGAUAGUAGAGAUCACUGGAAAAUCGGAAAUUGCCGAGUUCUUCCUUGAAUCAGAAGAAACUUGUGGUAUUUUUUAUAGUGAGAGUCCAAGAAUCGGGACAGAGUAUGAAGCUGCUGAGGAACAGAAUGCUUAUGGUAUAGCACCUGCCAAUGAUGUGGUACAGAGUCUCAGUGAAUUGGUAGAAAUACAAUUGGCAGAAGAAACUUCUAAUGAACAUGAGGAAAGUAAUUGUAGUUUUGAAAAAAAUGAAUGGGAGAUUCAGCAGCAGGAAUUAGAUUCAUGUAAAUACCCAGAUGAUGAUGCUAAAUUAAUAGAAGUUGUUGAAUUCGUGGAAGUCGGUACAUCACAGGAAUCAUCACACUUUAUUGAAGAUGAGAAAAACUUGAAGCAAACAGAUGAUGUGGAAGUUUCAAGUCACAUUUUGAGUGUUAGCAUGAAAGAUGCUGAAAGUGUUUAUGAGCAAAGGGAAUUACCUUGUGUAGAAAAGAGUUCAGAAGAGGAGCAGAUAACCGGAGGAAGUAUCUCUGAUUGGAACUCUGCUGAUGAAAUAAACAAGAUGGCCACUGAGGUGAGGUUAACUUCCGAUGGCCCUGAGCUGCUUGUAAGUGGAACAGAUUAUGAUGAGAGGAAGGCACAGCAGUAUGGCGCUUGUGUAGAUGGAAGCACUGUUAAAAAGCAUGUGGAACUGUGUGCACGUAGUUUAGAGACUUUAGACAGCCGUUGGUUGGAUACACCACCAAGUGAGACUGCAGUUUCCGAGCUCCAGUCGAGCAAAACACCUGGGUGUUUGGGUCCCGGUUUGAAAGUUGAACCAGAAUCAAUGAAGUGCCUCCUGGAUUGUUUUAGAUUAGAGCCGGAGACAUCUAAAGUUGUGCCCCAUGACCUUGAGGAUAGAGGGAGAGCUUUUGCACUACAGUCAAAUCUUGUCAGUGGAAAAGAGGUUUUUAUAAUGAACAUACAUGCACCUGGAUGUUUGUCUAUUAUCUUGAAGAAUGAUUUAAAAAGGCUCCAUAAUAUUCAGCAGUCUCUUCAUGGUAGUGCAGAGCAGUUAAAGUUACAGGAACUGAAGAAGAUUCAUCCUGGAAUGGGUUGCGUUGUGGAAUCUGAAGAUGGUAAAACAAUGUACCGAGCAACUAUAUUAGAUGUUGAAGGAGGAAAUGCAAAUGUGAAUUUUGUUGAUGAAGGAAAAAUGGAAAUAGUACCUCAAGAAAAGCUGAAACAGAUUCCUCAAAAUCUGUUAGAUCCUCCUUGCAUUUACACUUGUGAAGUGAAACCUAAGAACAAGGAAAUGGUGUUGAGCUGUGACCAGAUUCAUUCAUCCAUCCAACCCUUCAUUAAGAAGCCUUUGGUUUUAACUGCAGAAGAUGGAAAAGGGAAGCAAGUGCUGACCUUCCAAUAUUGCGGAAAAGAGGUUCUUGAAGAUUUUGUGUGCUCAGUCCUUACACCAGUUUCCCAGAAGACUUUGGUGAUGGAUUAUCCCACAUGCAGUGGAAUAUCUGAAUCUGAAACGAUUCCUUCAGUCAGUGUGGAAUCUGUACCAAGAGCAAAAAGAUCUUUUGAUAAAUCUAAAAGUUUUCUACAUAUUAUUGAUGAAGAAGGGGAGGACAGUGAUGAAACUAGUGUGAUUCAGUGUUAUAAAGCACUUGUGGUUAAUGUAGAGGAAAAUCCAUUUUCCUUGUGGGUUCAAAAGGAAGAAGAUUUCAAUCAUGUAACAUUCAUUACAAAGACUUUAUCAAGUGAAGGACUUGAAUUUGGAAUCUUGGAGCACCCUAAGAAAGGCCAGCUCUGUCUGUGUGUUUUGAACGAUGUCAAGCAGCGUGCGAAGUUAAUCUCUUUCGAUGAUAACACUGCACUUGUACAUUACAUAGACCUAGGCAAAUAUGACAUUGUAUCAAGACAGGAGCUCUUUAAGCUUGAAGAUGAACUUACUGACAUUCAUCCUUUGGCAUCCCAAGUCUUUCUCCCUGUGUCUGUUAAAAAAGGAAUGGAAUGUGUUUCUGGCUCAGUUACAUCCACAGCAGUCCUUGGUCAGUUAUGCUAUUGUAUUGAUUUGAGAACACAGGCUGACGGGAAAAUAAAAACCAUAGUGGUUAGCAGUGGUCAAGGGGAUCUGGGCAAGUUUCUUGUUAGGAUGGAUUUAGCUAUCGGAGUUAGUUUUGAUCCUUAUGUUGAAGAUCAGGUUAGUCUUUUAGUAAAUAGGUUUUGCCAAGGACAUGCUAAUGAGCCAUGAAAAGCAGUCAUCUUUCUUUGAAUUAUUUUGACCCCAUUGUCAGAAAUUUUUCAUUUUUAUGAGAGACCAAGGAGUACAAAUUUUGAUGUCAGAUUUGAUUUUCCAAAAGGAUUUUCAUUUUUAAGCUAGUUCAAGGAUUACAAAGUUUGAUGCAAGAUUUGUUUUUCCUAAGGAGGGCUUAGCAAUUUAAGGUUUAUUUUUUAUAUAUAUAAUAUGUACAGUAGAUAAUAGUGUUUUCAAAUAUUGUAGUAGCUUUAUACUUGGUAUUUAUUAGUACUACCUAGGUUUGAGCUGGAAGGUAAGUGGUAGCACAGUAAUUCUUGGUUCUGAAGAUUACUUUCUUAUGUUAAGGAUACAUUUACAUUACUUUUGCACUAGGCAUUGUAUUGAAUUGUUUCAUUGGCCAAGUUUAAAUGCAAGGAAAGAUCCGUAGUAGAUAACAAGAAUGCCAUUUUGUUGAGUUGGUUGGACUGAGUUAACCAAUAUUUAGUAUGCAAACAGCUUUGUACAUCUCUUUAUUGCUAAGGAUAUUUAAUUAUUUUGUUAGUUAAAAUUGUGGUAUCCUUUUUUUUAUAUACUUUUAAGGAAAUGUUAAGUUAAUGCCAAAAUGUUAUGUUGUUGCUUCAGUUUGCCUGAGUUAAAUUAUUGCUAAUGGAUAUCAAUAUUCUUAGUGGUUUGAUGUUUCAAAAGUGGUUCUCACUUAUGAAAUUGUGCUUUUGAGAAAUAAAUUAUGGUAAACAUUAAGAAAUAAUGGAAGAAACUAGGAAAUGUAUUGUCCAAGUCUUUUGGUGCAUUAUUUUUAAAAGUAUAUCUUUCAAGUACAUUAAA